GGCCUUAAAUGGCGUACUUGGAAAACUGUUACUUUGCUAUGAUUGUUGUCAAAAUAUCUUUUAUCUUCAAUGUAAACAAAAGUCAAUGACUAAUGGGCAAAAUAAUUUUUGUGUGUUUCUUUUUUUUUGUUUUAAAUGGAUUCAAAGGAGAACAAGUAUCGUUCUUUACCACCUCUUGUCGAGGGUAAAAUACAUGGAUACUUAAAUCUUGUUAUUGACGAAGUCAUUUGGACCAAUAUAAACCCUGGGGAUGUGAUUGUAUUCGUCUCCUGGUGGGGUGAAGAGAACGAAAUACAGUUUAGGCCAUUAGAUGUUACAAAAUUCUCGGAAAAUUUUGAGGAUACAGAAAAAACGUAUACGAUAAAAACAAAUUUUUAUCUAUUUGAAGAUUAUAUAAAAAAUUGUGAAUCUUUAGAACUUAUAAUCAAAUCAGAGAAAACAAAGAAAGUUUUAGGGACAGCUCUUGUAGUUGAUUUGUUAGAUAUUUUUAAAACAAAGCCUUUUACUCGCUAUUUUCCAAUAGUUGAUAAAAUUCAAAAUAGAAUAGGCAGUGUACAUGUUUCAAUAAAACUUAAAAAUACCUCGAAUUUUGAAAAUAUGCCGGCAAAAAUGGGAACUAAUCAAAAUAAUGAGAUAAGUAAAUCAGUAAAUUUUGAUAUGAAAAGUUUAAAUAAAGCCGAUGGUGGUCCUGUGAAAAUUGACUACUUAUCAUUGAGAAAUCCAAAACACGAGGAAACAAUUUAUAGAUCUAUUUUAAAGGAUAAGAGAAUAGAGCCUAUUAAGAAAUUUAACUUUGAAGUUCCUGAAAAGCUUGUCGAUAGAUCGAAUCUAAAAUCAACAAAAUUGAAAAGUGCUUUAUUAAAAGAAGCUUUAAUGGAUGAUUCCUAUGUAUACGAUGCUGAUAAAUUUUUGUAUGAAAAUUAUCAUCCUGAUGUUUGUCCCGAAAGAGAAGCAGAUUUAUAUCAAUAUUUUCUUGGCAAGGAUAUGAAUUAUUUCGAUGAAUAUGCGGCACUAGAAACAUUAAGAUCAACUUCUCCUACUCCAAGUUUAAUAGAAUUUGCAACACAAUCAAUUCAUUGUUGUCAACGAAAUAAGAAUCCAAUUUCCGAGACAACUACUAAGAAGAAUUUGGAAAAUGAUACGAAAGAUGAAAUUGAAAAAAUAAAAGUUGUUAAGGAAAAUAUUUCUACCGAUAUUAAGACUAAAGAGAUAACACCACUUGAGUAUGUCGAUUGUCUACAAAUAAUUGUGAGGUCAUUCGUUUUGUCACCUGCUGGCUACAGAAGAGUGAAAUCAUCUUGUCUGACUCGUGAUAAAGCUGAUAGUGGUGUUCCAUCUUCAGCAACAUUUUUUGUACAAUACGAUGCUAUUACGUCAAAUCCAAGUUUGUUGAAGAAAAAAUCAAUGAAUGAAAGAAAACCCGUAAAAAUGACUUCUCGAAAGCAAAUUGAUCAAGAAAUUUUAUUUUACCAUCAAGGUGUGUACAAUAUAUCAAAAUCCUACGCCUAUGUGAAUAGUCCAUUAAAAUUUAAAGUCUUUCAUAGACAUUUAAAUCAAAGAUCACCAACUUUAUUAGGAAUUGGUACAAUGCAAUUGAAUGAAGUGUUUGGGACAAAAAAUUUAAGUAUGACACAACGAGUUGCUAUUAUUAAUAAAGGUAUUAAAGUAGGUGAAUUAGAAGUUGCAGUUGCAUUAGGUUGUGAUGGCAUUCAUUUUGGCAAAGAAUUUAUCGAUGCCGUGACGUCUGCGAAAGAAAAUAUUCCCGUGAGAGAAUCUUUUUCUCCUCUUAAUACAAAAAAUGUGAAUUUCAAGACUGUGACUGGAACUCAAAAUUCAAAUAGUGGAGUUUCUUCCACAUCAUCUAGAAGAAUUGACACGCUCAGCAAUGGAAGUAAUUCAAUAACAAAUGAUGAAAGAAGUUUAACUGGAAAAAGACAAACAAAUGGAGACGAUGGAAAUAUGGAAAUUUUGAUUACAAAAAGUAAACACGAUGAAAAGGUUCUUUUACAUGGUUUGAUAUACAUAUCUGAAGGCAGAGGUUUAUCUGAAUUAAAUACUUAUAUUAUUUGUCGAGCUUUUUGGAAAGAAGACAGAGCGAUGAGUCGCAUUUGCACCAAUACAAAAAAUCCUUUAUAUCAUUUUCAUCAACUCGUUCCUCUCAUUCACGGUCCUGAUUUACUCGAAAGAACAAAAGAUAAUUUCAUAGUCACUGAGGUUUAUAGCAAAACUUCUAACGGAGAAGAUAAUCUCAUUGGAAUUGCCAAAUUUCCCAUACAUCAAUUAUACGUUGCUUAUCGAGAUUCUCAUGUUUUGCCCUAUUUAUUAUUAUCAAAAUAUCCAGUGAUUAGUGUGGAUGGUUGGAUUUUGAUUAAGGAUCCAGUAACCGGUGAAAGUAAGGGUCAAUUACUUGGUUUGGUGGCCCUUGGAACAGCUGAUCAAAUUGCCCUCUUAGAAAUGACAAGAGGUAUUCGUGAUUCUAUCACUACACCUUGUGGAUUAAUUGGAACUACAAGUAAUUCUAAUCAAACAAAUCGUCAAGAUAUUCCUAUUUUAAAUCUCGAAAAUUCACAAACCAAUAAUCGAGGAAUCACCGAAACGCCAAACAUUUCCUCAAGGAAUGAAGAAUGCCAAACGGAAUUUACAACUCGCGAAAAAGAAAUUGAGAAAGAAGCAACUGAUUCUUUAAAAAAUCCAAAUAAAGUUUUACAUUCAAUUGUCGAUUGUCUCGCUCAAGCUCUACAUGUCUCGAGAACAAAUACAAAUCAAGCUUCACAAACUGAGGAGAAAAUUCACGAGGAACAAAGAACUGAAGCUUCUUGCUUGGAUCCAUUAUCAAUUAUUUUAUCCGAUAACAGCAGUAAUCGAAGUUCAAAGACAAAUUUUAAUCUUUCAACCGAUAUGUACAGAAGCGUUGGAGUUGGUGCUGAAUUUGAUGAUUAUUCAAAUCAAGGUAAUAAUUUUAGUGAAACAACAACAGAAAUUUCGGGAAUUUUAAAUCCAAUGAGCAAUGAACAAAUGGAAUCCGAAUCUUUUCGAGCUGUCGUUGAAAUAGAAUGUGCUUUACAUUUACCAAAAGUUGAAAAGGCCAAUACAACUGUCGAGCCAAGUACUUAUGUUACUUUUCAAGGAAUUACGAGUCCAAACGAAAGACAAUAUUAUUCAUAUACAAAUAUUUCCCCACGAACAUGCAAUCCAAGAUGGGAAUGGAGAUGUGAUACAAGAUUACCCGUUCAACUUUUGACAAACGAUGAAAAGAAAUUAAUAUUCAAAGUUUGGCGACUAUUGGAACCAGAAACUUGCACUGAUAUUGAUUUAGACAAAGAUAUAGUUAUCGGUUUUGCUGCAAUUGAUCUUUCUGUAUUAACUGCUGGAUUUCCUCUUGUAACUGGAUGGUUUCAUAUUAUUGAUUUUACAGGAAAAUGUAACGGUCAAAUAAAGGUGAGCAUAACUCCAUUGGAGAGUAUAUCUACUUUUGGGAAAUCUUCUUCUACAAGUGUAACAAAAUUGCCGUCCGAACCUUGCCAAUCGAAUCAGUCAAAUGAAUCUUCACCUCGUCCGAAAACAAUGCGUUUAUUUAAUGAUUGUCAAAAAAUUGACGAUUCUAAACUUUCAAAUACAAUGAUGAACUUCAGUUAUCCGGCUUUUGAAGAGACAAUGCCUGAUAUUGGAUUUGGAGAUGCAUCACUCUCUCUUCUUUCAUCGUCAUUAAAACAAAAAUUAACGGAAUUGGAUGAAAUUACAAAACGGCUACAAUCACGUUUGCAUGAUGUGACAGAAAAUGCUUUUGAAGAUGAUUUUGAAAAUGAUUUUGAAAUGAAUGAUCAAGAGUGUAAUGGAGUGUUAAAUGAUUCUCCAGAAACAGGAGCAAACACAAAAGAAUCAAUUGUUCUUCCUCCGGCAUCGAAUACAAAUUUUUCCAUGGAAGUAAAUCAAGAAAGAAAUCCAUCAUGUUCAAGUGAAUCACGUAAUCAUUGUUCUCCAUCAAAUACAAUGGCGGUGGAUUCAAAUUUUUCCGAUACGGGAUAUUCAACAUGUUAUAAUAAUCAUCAAUCCGGCUAUUAUUUUUUAAAUGAAUCAUCAAAUCCAUAUAGUACCAAUUCAUCAGAUCGUGAAGAAGAACAUCCAAUAAAAGGAACUAAAAUGCACGUAAAUCAUUUACUCGAUAAACUUGCUUCACUACCACCGCCAGUUCCAAUGGAAAUGUUUCCAAUGAAAAUUAAUAUUAUGGAAUUAUUAAGUAAUUUACAGUGCAAUAAUAAUAAUUAUUUUCAAAACGAUAGAAGCAAUCGAAAUCAAGAAGCGAGAAAUAUUUCCGAAAAUAAUGGACAUUCACAAGAAGAGAACUCAAUUCAAAUGAGUGAAGAAAAUUCAGUGGAAAAAUUAAAACCCCAAUCAAGUAAUUCGGAAAAUAAAAAUAAAGUAUCAAGUGUAAUUAGACAGGAAUUAUCACAAGAAGAUGAAGGAAAUGAUUCAGUUGAAUUUGAUGAAUUAUCUGCACAUUUAAUGGCAACAAAUGUACGUCAUAUGGAUAGUGAAAAUGUUUUUAAUCCUCUUUUGUAUCAACAUUUACUUCCCGAUGUACAACUGAGUCCUAAUUCAUUUAGUUGUUCUGUUUCACAAGAUGUUCAAAAUCGAAAUACUGAUGGUGAUGCAAUUCAACAGCUUGACAAUAGAUACACUGAGACAUUUAAUGCGGCAAUUAAUAGUGGAUUAAGUAGAUUAAGAAAAAUGAUGGAGAAGAAUACAUUCGCCAAUAAUAGUGACAAUAACAUACAAAAACAAAAGAGUUUAUUUGAAAAUGAAAGCACGGAUGCUUGUCGUACAACAAGUGUCGCAAAUGAAGAUAUUGAUGGAAAUAUUGAUAUUACUGUGAUUCAUAGACCCUGUAUUGAUGAUCUCAUGGCAAGUAAUAGUUCAGAAUCUGUAAGUUCAACUUCUAUGGAGAAAUUUACGGAAAAACAAUCCGAAACCGAUGAUGAAAAUACAUUGACUAGUUCAGAAACAUCAACAUCGACAAUUUCAAGACAAGCACCUGAUGGAGGUAAUCCAAUUGAAGAGUCCGACAAAAGGUUAAGUAAGAAACACAAACUUUCGAAUUUUUAACUUUUCUUUAGAAUUAAGAACUUUCGUAUUUUUAUAAAUUGUGUAUUUUAUUUAUUUUUUCUUUUUUUUUUUUAAUUCAAAAACGAAGAUGAAAAUAAUUUUUUUGGUCUAAAAUGUCCAAUUGCAAUAAUUUCUAAGUCAACUUAUUGAUUUUUAAGCAAAAAUAUUGAUCUGUAUUUUGUAAUAAUUAGCUUUUAUGAAAUUUUAUAAUAUUUAUUAUAAAUACUGCUUCUUUUAUCAUUUAUCUUUUUUAAAAUGUCAAUUUCAGUACAAAAAGUUUAAAAAAGACAACAAUAGAAUUUAUAAUUUUAAAUAUCUAAUGAACACGAAUUUGGAGCCUAAUAAUUAUUAAUUUUUAUUUUUUUUAAACUUCUAAUUUUUUACUAUAAAAAUACAAUAAAAUUAUUAGACUAUAAUAGUAAAAAAUAAUUGUUAAAUUUGAUGAUAAAACAAAGUCAAAUUCAUACAUAAAGAAAAGCAUUUUCAUUGUUUUUGACAAAGAUACAUAAAUAUUUAUAAUAAAGUACAAAAAAAAAAUCAUUGUGCUUACUGAAUUUAAAAAUUGAUCAUAAUGAAAUGUUAUUAUUCUGCACUGCGUGAUAUUGAUGUUUAAAAAGAAAAUCUCUAAACUUCCGCAUAUUUAUAUAAUAAUUGCAAAAAAUAUUCUUUAUCGUUGUUUUUAACUCGACAAAAAAUUACUUUUUUUUCAUAACGUUACUUAAAAAAUUGUUCUUAUUUAUCAAAACAAGAAAUUCUUUUAAAAUAAUUGCAUAUACAAAUAAUUUAUUAUUUUUUAUUGCGUUACAAUUUUUUUUGCAAAUGUGUCAAAUGAAGAAAUUUUAACAGUGAAAAUAUUAAAAUUUCACACACACAAAAAAAAAUGUAUACGAAACUUUAAUAAAAAAAAAAUGAAUAUAUUAUAGUUUAGAGAGAAAUGUCAUGAAAGCAUUUUGGUAGUAAAAAAAAUAUUAAUCUUUGCAUAAACUUGAAUGAAACUUAAAAAACAAGUUACAUGUAUUUUUUUUGUUCACUAUAUUAACUAUAUAAAAUAUGCUUUUAUCAAUUGUAACUUAUUUUGAAUGAAAAUUAAUAAUUUUUUUCGCCAUGCGAGUUAUAGAAAAACUUGGGCAAAAUAAUAUAUAUACGAAAUUCUCUAUCUCUAAAAAAAGUGUUCUUUCUUAACGACUGAUAUACCGCACGUAUACGUAAAAAAUAUCAUAUUAUAUGAGUAAUCUAUUUGUCGUUUUCAAGUUGCGUUAAAAAAAUAUAAUAAUUAAUAAUUAUGUAUACACUACUAUGUGUAACAUCGAUAUUUUUAUACAAUAUAUGUAUUUAAAUAUACGCUCAAAUAUAACGAAUAAAGGUAUCUAUAAAGUGGCUUA
This is a messenger RNA of Leptopilina boulardi, 6485 nucleotides long. RefSeq lists its product as uncharacterized. NCBI's taxonomy places the organism in Eukaryota, Metazoa, Arthropoda, Insecta, Hymenoptera, Figitidae. Bases 136 to 5103 code for a protein of 1655 amino acids. Gene Ontology annotation, cellular component: centriolar satellite; centriole. The record is from RefSeq and is a predicted model, not a curated record. The transcript has 12 exons. Gene Ontology annotation, biological process: cilium assembly; centriole elongation.